AUGUGGAGCCAAAAAUUGACGAUUUCGGUUGGGGCUCUCCAGCUGCUGCUGGCUCUGGGUUCAGCUUCGGAGCAACAAGUCUUCAAAAACACACCUCGAGUCAAUUUGGAGGCCGGUCAUGUUCACCGCCGUCAAUCAACAUCAACACCUCCUGGUUAUAGCCCCGACUUUGGGCUGUGCGGCACUGGAACAACUUGCCAAGACGCCUGCGGACCGAAUUGGGAAUCCUGCGAGGCGUCGACGACUCUCUCGCUCUUUUGCUACAAUAAAGUCGAUUUGAAGCAGACGUGCUGUGCCUGCGAGGAAGGCUACUACUGCGCUUGGCAAGAGUUUGGAGGGAAGGUUUGGUGUUGCGAGGAUCGGGCCGUCUUCCCAGACACCCGGUUCUUCGACCUCCACAAAGUCCAGCCGAACAGUGACCGGGAGUGGUACGUUGUCUUUAACCAGCUCACAAUGCCCUGCGACAACCGUGACUUCAUGGGCAACAACAACCGUGGUUUCAACGGUCAGCAUCGCGGCCACCACUGUGACGGUAGUAGGACCGGGUGGUGGAUGUUACUCCGAGUCGUCAACCUCUUUGUCGGCCAGCGAACCUUCUUCGGACAUUUCACUUUCGGGCACCAUCACUCAGCCCCCGUUGUCAUCCUCGACAUCUUAUGGGCUACCAGCGGCAAGACAAGUACCAUGUCUCGUAACUCCUCGUAG
Chaetomium globosum CBS 148.51 is the source of this 705-nucleotide messenger RNA. RefSeq lists its product as uncharacterized. The record is from RefSeq and is a predicted model, not a curated record. The coding region runs from base 1 to 705 and encodes 234 amino acids. The transcript has 4 exons. NCBI's taxonomy places the organism in Eukaryota, Fungi, Ascomycota, Sordariomycetes, Sordariales, Chaetomiaceae.